AUGAGAUCUAAUAUUUUGAAAUUAUUACAACGGACAAGUAGGAGAUAUGUAUCCUCAAAGGAUUUUGAGCCUGUGAUAGGGUCUAAUCCUAAGAAACAAACAUCUAGACUAAUGGUCGGUUCUGUGGGUGUUAUGAUUCCAGUUCUACUUUAUUUGUUUUAUAAGAACGAUAGCAAACAUAGUGAAAUUAAAAAGAUAUACCAAAAUGAGAAAAAAAUUUAA
Messenger RNA from Saccharomyces cerevisiae S288C, 222 nucleotides. RefSeq names its product Dpc7p (gene DPC7). The transcript has a single exon. The record is from RefSeq and is marked reviewed. Gene Ontology annotation, cellular component: membrane; endoplasmic reticulum. The coding region runs from base 1 to 222 and encodes 73 amino acids. NCBI's taxonomy places the organism in Eukaryota, Fungi, Ascomycota, Saccharomycetes, Saccharomycetales, Saccharomycetaceae.